Molecule: messenger RNA, 919 nt
Organism: Punica granatum (pomegranate)
Lineage: Eukaryota; Viridiplantae; Streptophyta; Magnoliopsida; Myrtales; Lythraceae
Source: RefSeq, a predicted model, not a curated record
GCUUUCUCAUACCCCAACUCGUUUUUAGCUGAAAUUUUCGCCUCACAGGCAUUCCGAACAUCAGUUAUCACGAAGAGAUCCGGGUCUCCUCAUUUUGGUUUCCAGUGCCUUCGAUGGAGAAAAAUCCUAAGAGGAUUUUAGCCCUUCUCUUGAGGGUGCUCGCACUGGGGGCGGCUGUGUCAGCAACCAUUGUCAUGGCCACGAGCCAUGAGAGGGCCAAUUUCUUCACGGCGUCCUUCGAGGCUGAGUAUAGCGACACUCCUGCCUUCAAGUACUUUGUGAUCGUCAAUGCUGUUGUGAGUGCGUACAGCUUAAUAGCCCUCUUCGUGCCCUGGGGGAGCUUGCUACGAAGAUUACUCGUCACCUUGGAUCUGCUUGUGACAAUGCUGCUGACUUCAAGCAUCUCCGCCGCACUGGCAAUUGCUCAGGUGGGGAAAAAGGGAAAUUCACAUGCUGGGUGGCUCCCGAUCUGUGGACAAGUCCCCAAGUACUGUGAUCAUGUUACGGGAGCUCUAGCGGCUGGUUUUGCGGCUGUCAUAAUAUACACAAUUCUCCUGAUGUUCUCCGUCCAUUCUGUCCUAAAUGACCUUCUCAAUUGAGAACUCUUCCGAGCGAAAGAUUUCUAGAUGAGAAGCAUAUGUAUGUCCCGUUGAGGAUACAUAUUUGUUACUUGUUUGUUUUAUUUAACGGGUUGCAGAGAGUUACAAAUGCUUGAGUCUGUGUACUAUACUACAGUUUAUUCACACACCAAUUUCGAGUAUUCUUCUCGAUUUGCCUAUGUCCAAUAUUUUAGGUUAAUGCCUCAGAGACCAUUCCUUUCGCUCUUUCUAAAUUGAGGAAAGCUCCAGUCCAUGUUAUACUCGUCAAAUCUGUAAAAGAAAGAUUUACAAUGGAUUGGCAAUCUCUACAUUAGGAGGCA